ACAAGGCAGUAUGGUUAGUGGUUCGCCUUGACAUUGUACCUUUCAAAUUAACGUGGCGGCUUCAGUCACUGGGCGCCCAAAUACGUCCGCCCACCAUGGCCAACUACAUCAACACACCGCAAGCGACCGAUGCAUCGUACAUCACCAAUGGCCUGGAUCGCCUUGGGGAGAUCUCGCCGGAAAAGUCCUUUGCGGCACCCGCAGAGAACCGUGACCUGAUCAGCCAGAUGAGAAACGCGAAAACCCAGGGCGUCAACCUCCGAACCCCCAGAGCUGGCCUACGAGAUCCGUUGCGCCUGCUCCCAAAUGGCAACCAGGUUCGCUCGGAGUUCACUCCUCUGAUGCAAAGUGCCACAAAAAAGAAUAUCGCACGCCGCCUGUCGAGCAAAAAGCCUGGUGUUCAGGCGACUCCUUCCUACCUCAAAGGUGGCUACACUCCCGGGCUUCCCAGACUCAGCGAUAUAUCGCAAUUAGCGAGCGAACACACGUCAAGUUCGGCCGGAAACGCAAUGGACAAUACUCCCAUGCCUCAACAGAUCAGCAGCAGUGCCCAGAGUACACCCCUCGCACAAUUGCCAGGACGAGAUGCCGGUGGACUCGUUAAUGAUGGGAACAUGAUGACGUUACGCGAGCAAGAAAGUAUUAUUGACAAGAUUGAGAAGGAGAAUUUUGGCCUAAAGAUGAAGAUACAUUUCUUGGAGGAGGCUUUGUCAAAGCGAGGCAAUGAAUUCAAUCAAGCUGCACUCAAGGAGAAUACCGAUUUGAAGGUCAAUAGGAUCACAAUGCAGCGCGAAUUGCACAAGUUCAAGAAGAAUAUUGCCCAGGCCGAGAAAGACGCAGAGGUCUAUAGGCUACAGCUUGAAGAGUUCAAAGAACGAAUCAGACGGAAACAAGUGGACGAGAGUGUCCGUAUCGAGCUUGAAACCCUCCGCACCGAGGUGAAAGCAAAAGAGAAACAGGUGAAAGCAUUGGAAAACGAGAGAGAUUCUGCCAAAGAUCAAGAGAAGUCGACAGUCGACAAGCUGAAAGAUGAGAUUGAAGACCUUCAAGCCGAACUGCGAGAUAAGGACCGGAAGAUUGAUGAGAGAGAAGACGAGAUCGACUCUCUAAAAGCAAAGGCAAGCAAGGAGUCGAAUGAUGCCGCUGAAAUCGAGGAUGAGUUGGAGUCUGCGCGACAAGAAAUCGAGGACCUCAAGCAGAAUCUCGAGCAAGCAAGGACAGCAGCAAAAGAAGCAAAGGAAAGCCAGGAAGAAGCUCUCGACGAAAAGCGCAAAGCCGAGGAAGAUCUCGAAGAGCUGCGCGAUGAGAUGGCGAAUAAGUCCUUCACAACCAAGGGACUAAGCAGACAGCUUGAAGAGAAGACGAAUAAACUCGAGGACGAUUUGCAGGACUUGCAGGAACGACAUGAUGCCUUGCAGACCGAAUUUGCACAGAAGUCGGACUCAGAGCGGCAGUUGCGUGAGAAAGUUCGGGAGUUAGAGCGGGAAGGAGGAUCAGGACUUCGAAAGUUGCAGCAAGACCAUGAUCAAUCUCAACAACAACGCGAUACUUUUGAACGCAAAUUGAACAAUAUGACCAAACAACUGGAGACCGUCGAGAAAGAAUUGCAAUUCAAGGUUGAAGAGAAGGAUCUGUUGCAAACACGUCAUGAUGCUUUGACGAAGGAAUCUGCAGAACUCCAGAAAGACUUGUCCAGAGCGCAGAAAUCGAUCCGAGACCUCGAACUUGCUCUCGACGAAGAGAGGCAACACUCGGCACAAAACGAAAACAUCCUGAGAUCGCAGCAUAAACAAGAGAUCGACCUUCUGAACGAACAAAUCGACGGGCUACACCGUGAAGUGCAUUCAAAAGAGCGAGACCAUGCAGCGGACUUGGAGGAGUGGGAAGCACAGAAACGGACACUUGAAGCAGUUUCUCAGAAAGCGGAGGAGAAAGCCAAUGGACUGCAACGCACGGUGGAGAAAUUCCAAGAUGCGCAAGGAACAAUCAAUGGCCGUGAAAUGAAGCUGCAAGCGGCGCUCGAAAGUGAGAAGCAACGACAUCACCAAGAAGAGAAGGUACUUGCCAAACAGAUUGAGGAGCUUCAACAAGAUCUCGCGCACAAACGAACCGCAUCAGACGAAAACAGGUUGGAGCUCAACAACGCCAAAGAAGAGCUGCGGAUUUCGAUCAGAGAACAAGCGGCACUGAGAGAAAAGGUGGCUGAGUUGGAGGAGGAAAUUGAGGUGCUGCAGGCGGAUAUCGAGCAAGAGCACGAGUUCGCGGAGCAACAACAGCAAAAACACUCCAGCCACGCGGAUGCUCAGAUCCAGCAGAUGCGGCAAGACAAGCAGUCUCUGCAAACUGAGCUUGCAAAACUCCGUAGCGACCUGCAGGACGCGCAUAUGGCUCUGGAAAAGGCUGAACAAGAACGUGACGCCCUCGAGACCCAACUCCAAACUGUUUCGAAAUCCAACGACGACACAUUCAGUGUCGACCAAGAGAAGCGAGAGCUGAAGCGUAUCAAACUUAAGCUCGAGAAAGACAUUGCGCGUUUGACAACCGAGCGCGACAAUCUCCAUGAAGCUAACCAAGCAUUGGAAGAUGAGAUCAACGCCGAGCUUGAGCGAGCGAGCAAGGAAGAGGAUCGCCUGAAUGCGGAGAUAGAUUCACUCCAGAACCAGAAGAUUCUCAACGCAGAGAACAGAGAUCGCGAAUUGACGUCCGCAAAGAACAAGGUCUCUCGCCUGGAGACUCGAGUCAAAGACCUGGAGGGGAUGCUUGACAACCAUUCGAAGACUGUGGCUUCUCCAACUGGAGAUACUUCCGGCCUCAGACACGACUUGGUCGAAGCAAGAAAGAACGAAACAGCAGCUACCAAAAGAGAAACAGAUCUCAAAGCAGCCAACCGGGACUUGAAGAUGCAGGUCAACGAGCUCGAACGUGAGCUGCACGAGGCCAAGCUUGCGCAAUACAAAGCCAAAUCACCGUCGGUCUCACCUCCUCCUUCACACUCGAAAGAAGUCGCAAGGCUCCGACAAGAGCUCGUCGACAUUCGAGCCGAAGUGCAAGUGUUGAGCUCUGAAAAUCGCGACUUGAAGCGCACUGCCCGUCGUGCUUCCACUGAUGAGGGUCAGUUGGCCGUCCUGCAGACUCAGAUCAGAUCUCGUACUGCAGAGGUUGAAUCCUUGAGUGCAAAGAUUGCGGAGCAGAACGACCUUGUUGAUGAACUGCAGGAGCAGCUCAACCAUCUCCGCGACAAGGAUGGCGAGACACAACACCUCUCCUCAAGCAUCCGCAAACGUGAUAGACAGAUUAACGAUCUGAAAGCGCAACUCAAACGCUUGCGGGAGGGGCAGGAAGAAGUCAACGACUUGUCCAUGCGAAUCUCGGUUCGCGACGAUGAAGCGCGGGAGAUGAAGUAUCAGCUCCGACGUCUUCGGGAAGAGCGCAGCGUGGCCAACAAGAAGGCCGAAGCCGUGGAGAACGAGCUUGAGGCGCUGCAGACGAAGUAUGAAGAUAUGCUAGAGCGGCUCACAUCUGGCAAGUCCAGCAAAGAUGAGAUUCGCGCCAAGGAGAUGAAGGGCCUGGUCAAGGAGAUUAUCUGGUUGAAGGCGAAAUGUAGAAGGGAAGAACGUCUGCGAAAGGAUCUGGCAUGGAGCAAGGCAUUCCUUGAGCAGGGCGAGGCUGUGAGGGUCGAGUGCAACCAAGUCGAUCUGCAUAUAUUGGGAGAAAUGGGGGUGGCCAUGGACAAACGCAAGUACGAGGUCAAGCUGAAGCCGGUGGAGAAGCUGCGUGCCGGUGUGCUUGCCGUGAUCGCUGCCAUCCGCAUGAGCAACAUGGAGGAACAAUGGAGAGAAGCGAGACUGCUCGGGGAAGAGCUGAAGUUGAUACGGACGAGGCAAUCGAGGCAGCGGUCGACGAGGCGAGUUUUGGAAAUUUGAGAUGCAUUGGCUGGCUUCUUCUGGCGGUUGUUGGCAUUGCGACCAUUGUAUAUACAUUGUUGGCAUCAGGCGUGGUUGGACUUUGCAUCGUUUGGCGUUCUUGAUCAGGCUAACGACAGUAUGACCUGCCUCCAGUUAAUGAGGUUCGAACAGAG
Cladophialophora immunda is the source of this 4078-nucleotide messenger RNA. RefSeq lists its product as uncharacterized. The coding region runs from base 96 to 3923 and encodes 1275 amino acids. Gene Ontology annotation, cellular component: microtubule organizing center. The record is from RefSeq and is a predicted model, not a curated record. NCBI's taxonomy places the organism in Eukaryota, Fungi, Ascomycota, Eurotiomycetes, Chaetothyriales, Herpotrichiellaceae. The transcript has 2 exons.